Molecule: messenger RNA, 412 nt
Organism: Chironomus riparius
Lineage: Eukaryota; Metazoa; Arthropoda; Insecta; Diptera; Chironomidae
Source: the annotation of a GenBank genome assembly
CUCAGUUUAAAUCAAACUUUCUUUCCUUUAACUUACUAAAAUGUUUUCUUCAAAGGUUUUCACUUUAACUUUCCUCAUUCUGCUCGUGAGUUGUAUGGUAAAAUCAGAAUCGGCCAGUGGCAAUCAUGAAAGAGUUAAGCGUCAAGGAUGUGAAAAUGGAGGUAUUGCACCUUAUUGUUGUGAAAACGGAUCAUAUAGCCCAUACUGCUGUGAAAAUAACUCCCUCUCACCAUACUGCUGUGAAAACAACUCUCCAUCACCUUACUGUUGUGAAAAUGGUUCAAUGAACUCAAACUGCUCACCUUAAGUAACCUUCAACCGGCAUAAGAUUUUUUCUAAAAAUGUUAUUGUAAAAAAAUUGAUUUGAAUUAAUUUACUGAGUUUAAUAUAUUCAAUUUUAACAUUUCUCGUC